GUCACCAGGCAUCAGGUCAUUUGGCUCACAGCGGGCACCGCGUCAUCUGGCAAGGCAGUGGGCUCCGAAUCAACAGGCACGACAGUGGGCACCGGGUCAUCAGGUACCGGAUUGUCUGGCUCGACAGCGGGCACUGGGUCACCAGGCAUCAGCGGGCACUGGGUCACCAGGCAUCAGGUCAUUUGGCUUGCCAGCGGGCACCGCGUCAUCUGCAAGGCAGUGGGCACCGAGUCACCAGGUACCGGAUCAUCUGGAUCAACAGCGGGCAUCGAGUCAACUGGCCUAAUAGGAUCAUCAGGCUGGAAUCAGUUCAUCAUGCUGGGUAGAGGCAUCAGGCCGAGUAGAGGCUUCAGGCCGAGU
Molecule: messenger RNA, 360 nt
Organism: Staurois parvus
Lineage: Eukaryota; Metazoa; Chordata; Amphibia; Anura; Ranidae
Source: the annotation of a GenBank genome assembly